Messenger RNA from Phoenix dactylifera (date palm), 607 nucleotides. RefSeq names its product protein transport protein Sec61 subunit gamma. Gene Ontology annotation, cellular component: membrane. Gene Ontology annotation, molecular function: transmembrane protein transporter activity. The record is from RefSeq and is a predicted model, not a curated record. Gene Ontology annotation, biological process: protein targeting; intracellular protein transport. Lineage: Eukaryota; Viridiplantae; Streptophyta; Magnoliopsida; Arecales; Arecaceae.
CUUCCGGCCUCCUCCUCCUUUUUUCGAUUUUAGGGUUUUGAAUUGCGAUCGCUUUCUUCGUUUUCCUUGAUCGAUGGAUGCCCUGGAUUCCGUCGUCGAUCCCUUGCGGGAGUUCGCCAAGGACAGCCUCCGUCUCGUCAAGAGAUGCCACAAGCCCGACCGCAAGGAGUUCACGAAGGUGGCGGCACGCACGGCGAUCGGAUUCGUGGUGAUGGGAUUCGUGGGGUUCUUCGUGAAGUUGAUCUUUAUCCCGAUCAACAACAUCAUAGUCGGAUCCGGCUAGGUUGAUGAACUUGCAUUAAUGUUCCUGUACGUUUUGAGGAUGCUUUCUUCGAUUACGUAAGGCAAAACAAGUAGUAUUGGAAAGGAGUUAUCGAACUUGAUCUUGUGUUUGGUGAUGUGGGAAAAUGGGUGGUAGGUUGUUCUAAAUAUGUUGUUUCUACUUUCUUGGUAGAGGCAAUGAUGCUAAACUUUUUUAUGGUAGUGGAACAAUAUGUAAUCUGAUCUGAGAUUUUUGCUCUUAUAUCGAAAUGUCAGACCAUGAUUUUAGGAAUUAGGAUAUCGUUAAGGACUCCUUUGGUUCGCAGGAAGAGGAGGAUGGAAAGUG